This is a messenger RNA of Cannabis sativa, 1026 nucleotides long. Its product is annotated as mitochondrial import inner membrane translocase subunit TIM17-2. The record is from RefSeq and is a predicted model, not a curated record. NCBI's taxonomy places the organism in Eukaryota, Viridiplantae, Streptophyta, Magnoliopsida, Rosales, Cannabaceae. The coding region runs from base 108 to 800 and encodes 230 amino acids. Gene Ontology annotation, molecular function: transmembrane protein transporter activity. Gene Ontology annotation, cellular component: mitochondrial inner membrane; TIM23 mitochondrial import inner membrane translocase complex. Gene Ontology annotation, biological process: protein import into mitochondrial matrix. The transcript has a single exon.
GAUACUAUUCUUUCUUCCAUCCUCUUCUACCAAAAACCUCAAAAACCCCUCAAAACGCGUCUCAAACCCUAAAACAGUCUUCGGAGCUCUCUCCACAAACUUUCUCCAUGGGAACUCCAGAGACUUCUAGGGAGCCUUGUCCAGAUCGUAUCCUCGACGACAUCGGCGGCGCCUUCGGCAUGGGUGCCGUUGGCGGCUCCGCUUUCCACUUCCUCAAAGGCGUCUACAACUCUCCCCAGGGAGCACGACUCGUUGGCGGCUCUCAAGCCGUGAGGAUGAACGCUCCUCGAGUCGGCGGAAGCUUCGCCGUAUGGGGUGGUUUAUUCUCCGCCUUCGACUGUACCAUGGUCUACGUCCGCCAAAAGGAGGAUCCUUGGAACUCGAUCAUAGCCGGCGCCGCCACAGGUGGAUUUCUCCAGAUGCGUCAGGGUUUCCGCGCGGCUUCUCGAUCGGCUGCGUUUGGUGGCGUUUUAUUGGCUCUGAUCGAAGGAGCUGGGAUCAUGCUCAAUAAAGUCCUUAGUCAACAACAACCAAUGCCUAUUAUAAUUGACGAACCAGCUCCUAAUAUGGCAGGAAUGCCUGGGUUUCCUCCUUCAAGCCAGUUACCGGGUCGGUUACAGGCUCCGGAGGUAGCUGCCGCAACCGGGUCUGCUUCGGAUUCGGGUUCGGGUUCUUGGUUUGGAGGGUGGCUCGGUGGUGGAGACAAGAAGGAGCAGCAAGGAGCGAGUAGUAGUGGAAGCGAAACGAAGAUAUUGGAGAGCUUUGAUGCGCCCCCAGUGCCUAGCUUCGAGUACAAGUAAUUUGAGUUUUUUGAUUUGAGAAAGAUUGGAUUUGAAAAAGAGAAGAAAAAAAAUUAAGUAUACCAGCAUAAAUUUUAGGUUUUGUUUUAGUUUUAUGUUCUUUUUUUUUUAUGGGAACUACUAAUUUGUGCUGCAAAAUUUAGUUUUGAAAUAUAGUUACUUAUGAUGAAUGAUGAUUGUUCCUUCAAUAUAAUUAAUUGUUAACAAUUCUUUUUUCCUUGUACCA